Messenger RNA from Talpa occidentalis (Iberian mole), 3149 nucleotides. RefSeq names its product cytochrome c oxidase assembly factor 3 homolog, mitochondrial. Gene Ontology annotation, cellular component: mitochondrial inner membrane. The coding region runs from base 129 to 449 and encodes 106 amino acids. The record is from RefSeq and is a predicted model, not a curated record. Gene Ontology annotation, biological process: mitochondrial respiratory chain complex IV assembly. Lineage: Eukaryota; Metazoa; Chordata; Mammalia; Eulipotyphla; Talpidae. The transcript is spliced from 2 exons.
CCUUCCCCGAAAGCCUGGAGCCGCACUGUUGGUGGAAAGACUACAACUCCCAGCGUCCCCUGCGGCGCCCAAGGACUUCAAUUCCCAGUCAGCCCGCGCCUUCGGACUGCGAAGGGCGGAGCGGCAGUAUGGCGGCCCCCGGAGCUGGAGAUCCUCUCGAAGCUAAGAGUAGCAAGGCCCCUCUGGCUCAGCGCAUCGAUCCAAGUCGGGACAAGCUGACUCCUGCGCAACUGCAGUUCAUGCGGCAGGUGCAGCUUGCCCAGUGGCAGAAGGCGCUACCACAGCGGCGGACUCGGAACGUCCUGACCGGCCUCGGCAUCGGGGCCCUGGUGUUAGCUAUCUAUGGUUACACCUUCUACUCGGUGUCCCAGGAGCGUUUCCUAGAUGACCUGGAGGAGGAAGCCAAAGCUGCCCGAGCCCGUGCCCUGGCAAGGGCAUCAGGACCCUGAUCCAGUUGAGCACUGCACACUUCCAACCUGCUGGAGCCCCUGACAUGAUGGGUGAUGCCCCAUAACCCUGUAGAAAUGGAAACCUGGUCACAGCAUUGCUGGUCUUCUUACUAACCUUGGACGAUUAACUGAGCCCAAGAAGCCAGAGAGUUAUGCAUUUCAAGGCCCACUUCACACUCAUUGUGCGUGGGGACUGAGAUUAUAGUUUGUUUCCUUGUUUGAGAGCUGUGACCUUGACAUUUCUCAAGUUUUCUGACUUUAUGGUUUACCCCCUUCACCUGUCAGUGUCUUGACUGUUAUGGGAGUAGGGGUGGCAGCUCUGUGCAGUGUUAGAGCCUAAAGUGGGAAAGAUGGGUUUAGGUUAAGAAAAUAAACUGUCAUCUCUCAUGGAGCCAAAUAAGUGUGUUGGGACCAAGGGAUGGCAUGACACUUCAUGCUGGAAAGCUCUGCAGGCAGUAGCUGGAGCAGUGGCAUGCCCCAGGGAGCUGCUGUAAAUAUUUAACUAAAAUUACUUUUUUCCUUGAGAUUUUUCCACAUGAUUUAAGGGAAAGAUCAUUGGGGCGGGGAGAAUGUCACUGGGCUAUUUGAGACUAAACCAAUGUUUUAGGUGAAGGAAGGUCAGUCACCCUUUUGCCCUUUAUCCCCAAGAACAAUACAUCCUUACCCCAACUUAUCUGCCUUUUCCCUUCACUAGAGAGGUAGAUGAAGGAUGAGAGACAGACAACCUCCUUCCUUUUCAUUUCUAUUGUGUCCUGCCUAUUUAGGUCUAGGGUGGGGUCUGGAUGGGAUCUUAGCUUGGUGAGAUGGAUCAUUGACUUGUCAGUUUCCUCAUGAAUAGCUGGCUGGCAGGAAGCCAGAAGGCUGGGCAGCUUCUACCCCUACUUUCCAUUGUGAGAGGAAAGUUCUUUCUAAAUCUUUCCCUGCCUCACCCAGAACUGGCUUUCCCCCCAGUUCUUAAGGCACAACAUAUACAAAUCCAGAGUACUAGUUUCCAGCAUUUUUAUUGGCUGCUCUUAAUUCUGGUAUAAGAACACCCCCUCCAUUCGCCCAUCUGGGACUGCACCCUCUAGAAGCAUGUGGACUUGGAUGGGACUGCUUAGUGGUUGACCCUUAGCUGGGGAGGUGACAGGGAUGAGAGUUGCAGGCUGUAGAACCAACACCUCUGCACACAGCAAUCAGUUCCCACACUUGGCUUCCCUGUGGUGGAGCAGCUCUCUCCAUGCCCCUCUGGCCUUCUACUCCCUCGGUGCCAGGGCCUUCCUUGCACAGUUCUGUUGGUCAGCAGAUUCUGAGAGCACAAGCUCCAUGGUGGUUCUUGGUGUGGGAGAGACACAUGGCUUCUGUUCUGAAAUCACUGGAGGGGGGGAGAAGGCACUGAAGAAACCUCCAGAGUGAGAGGAAGGUGAAGCUGCAACCAGUUACCAUUCCCAGGCUCUCCCUCUCUUGGGCCCGCCCUCACCAUCCUGCCAACAUCCCCGGCGAAUGUCACCCCCUUGCUUGCCCGCUGCUCCUGGGAGCCGGUGCUGCUGCCACUCAGAGAGUUCCUUCGCAUGAUGCCUGGGUGCAGGAUGGGGAAGGAGAGCAGCACUGAAUGAGGGAAGGGACCGUGGGGAGAGGGAGGCUAGUCCCCCCAAACCAAGGGGCAGACUGCCAGGGCCUGGAAGAAAGCCAGGUCAGUUGGGGAGGGGGCAGGAAAGAUGGAAGCUGGUGUCCGCAGUCUCACCAGGACCUGGGGGCUCUGAGCGCUGCAGGCUGUUUCUGCGGGAGGUAGGGAAGCUGCCCUUGGAGAGGCGCCGCUGGCGGCUGGACAGCAUGGCAGCUGGUGCCACUAUACCCGGUGGGGGCUGCUUCCCAAGCCGGCUGUACAAGUCCUCGAUUUCCUUUUUCUGUAGUGUCUGUAGUGCCUCCACCUCUGACAAGUGCCUGAGGACGCACCGAGCAUGAGAGGGUUAGCUGUGCACUUCGCUUUCCCAAGAGUUCCUCUUGUCCUCCCUCCUCCCCAGACUUACUUCUGCCGAAGACUCUGCAGCUCAGCCCAGAACUCCUCAUCCUCCCCACUGCUCUCUGACUCCUCACUGCUCAGACACAGGCUGCUGUACGAGUAAUUCAUCCAUACUGGGCUGGGAUGGCUCAGGGGUGGGGGGCUGCCCCCCACUCUGGGUUCCUUCCCAUCGUCCCCUUCUUCCUCAAUUCUAGCCCCUAGGCCUUCGGCUGCACGGUCACUCUCAGCCAGCGCUUCCCUGGCCUCUGGCCUGCUUCCAGCACUGUCUUCUGUGUCGGAGCUCUCCGAGGUCAGCUGAGGGGUUGGAGGCUUCAGGGAACCAGAAAGGGUUGAAGAUGUUGGCUGCAGGGGAAGAGUCUCAGCUGGUUCCUUGGAUGAAGUCACUUGGAAACGCCCAACAAGUUGGGGCUUUCCUUCUGUAGAGAGACAAGGAGUUGGGAUGAGGAAGGUUUAUCAGUGGCUGGAUAUAAAGAGGACUGAGGACAGUGGUCAGUCUCUCACCUUCAGAGAUGGGUGCCAGUCUAGCUUCACCCAGCAGUGACCGAGCUGGAUUGGGAGAGGCCUGCAAAAAGUAGGUCCUUGAAGGAACUGAUAGAAUGGAGCCCCUUAUUCAUCCCCCGUGGUCUCCUACUCACCUCACUCUCCAUCUCAGUUGUCAGGGGUGAAAGCCUCUCCUGGUCACAAGGAGCAAGGGCAGG